This is a messenger RNA of Schizosaccharomyces japonicus yFS275, 2119 nucleotides long. RefSeq names its product aspartic proteinase sxa1. Gene Ontology annotation, molecular function: aspartic-type endopeptidase activity. The transcript has a single exon. The record is from RefSeq and is a predicted model, not a curated record. Bases 167 to 1909 code for a protein of 580 amino acids. Lineage: Eukaryota; Fungi; Ascomycota; Schizosaccharomycetes; Schizosaccharomycetales; Schizosaccharomycetaceae. Gene Ontology annotation, biological process: proteolysis.
CUUUACUUGAAUUCCCAUUUCGUAGGUGUAUGCUUAGUUAACAAUUUCUGUUUAAAUAGGCGUGUUUUCUUAGUUUUUACUUAACAAUUAUUAAGCGUUUACCGUUUGCUUUAAUAAAAAAUUACAAAAAGCUUCAACAAAUCUUGGACGAAAGCAAUUGGGCCAUAUGUCCUUUCUUAAAAACAUAUUAAUCGGCCUUUUAUCCCUCACAGCAACAGUAGACGCAACAGCGUUUACCAAGCGUACAACUGAGGGCAAUCAGAUCAUAUCGUUUCCUGUUAGCAUUAGCAAGCGGGCGAAUGCGUCUUCAAAAGGCAUUGGUAAACGUGAACAGUUCGCCAACAUUCCUGUUACAUAUGGUGAUGAGAACUCUGCUAUCUUCGUUCAUCUGUCAGUCGGUACACCGGCAAAGGACUAUACGCUGGUACUUGAUACUGGCAGCCCGUUCACUUGGAUUACCGCCUACAAUGUUACUGCUUUAAAUUCGGUCGCUGAGGAACUAGGCUACACAGAGCGUUUGGAAGCUUCGGCAUUGCAGACUGCAUGCCCGAUUUAUGGGUGUUACGAGUACGAUAGCUCGACUUUUCGUUAUGACAGCUCCGAAUUUCUUGGCUUUAUGAUGGUUUAUGGAGACAAUAGUACGGUUUUGGGUUACAAUGUCGAAGACCAAAUUAGCAUUAAUGGCCUCUCUCUCAGUAGCUUUCAGUUCGGCAUCGCGGUUAGCGAAUACGAGUCUUCCAGUCCCAUCGGUGGAAUUAUGGGCAUUUCGCCUCAGACAUCGAUUUAUGGUAUAGACGAAGAAAACCGUGUUGUCACUUGGGCAGCUCCUACGUUGUUGCAACAGUUUAAGGACGCAGGCGUGAUAUCCAGCAACUCGUUUAGCCUGUUUCUCAGUGAGAAUAGCGGCGAAUUUAUCCUCGGUGGGUACGAUGAAGAUAAAUUCACUGGAAAUUUACAAUGGUUACCUAUUUCUUCAAACGAACCUGGAUUUUAUGGCUCGUAUCUAGACCACGUCACUUUUCACACGGAUUACACAAAUGAUAACAAUGGCUGCUCUUGUUCUACCAUAGACGUGCCCGUUCAACAGGACGUGAUUUUCGACUGUGGAACGACUGUUGUCAAUCUUCCUGCAGGUGUCCAAAACCAAAUUACAGCAAUGUACAACGGUGUGUCUUCCACAACCGAUUGUACGGUUACAGUCGAAUGUGAUGCUGUGAAAGCUUCUGAUUCACUUGACUUUGUUUUCUCUAACAAUGCUGCCGUUACAAUUCCCAUGUCUGAGUUCCUAAUUGCGAACGGUGACGGCACUUGCUCAGUCGCAUUCUGCAGUGUGGGCGAUAGCGAUAUGCAGAUUCUUGGUCUGUACUUUAUGAAAAGCAUUUACACUGUUUACGAUUGGGAAGCUCAAUUGAUCGGCAUUGCACCCGCUGUGGAUUCUGCCGCCGUUGCUAUUAAUGAUAUAGCAACGGCUGCUGGUGUCGUUGCUAACAACGCAUACUCUGCUGAGUUCAACGUAGAAACACUGACAACUCUGAGUGCGAAUCCAUUCGUUCAAGCUGGUGUUGCCUCUCCCACUGCUACUCCCUCUGUCAUUGACUAUCCCAAUAAGGCUAUUACGACUUCUUAUCUUUAUAACGGAACGAAUUCGACGGUUCAGGUUACCACUUUUACAACAAUUACAAACCCUUCUCCGUCGGCCACCUCUCCAUCUUUUGUCAAUACCACAACGUCUGUCAUUUCCUCCAACUGGACGGUCCCGACUACCGCAUUUCCUUCUUUUGCUACUUCUUCUUGCAUCAACCGUACUGACACAAUGGUAUUCAGUACAGUUACUAGUGGCUCAUCUACAUCCAGCACCGUAUCCAUUGCUCUCGUUUUGCUCGCAUUUUUGCCUGUUUGCUUUUUCUAAGCCCACAGUCACUCACAUUCUUUUCCCUUAUUGCAUUUCAGGUUUUCAUCUUCCUAUCUUCUCUUCGUCCUCAAAAUUCGGUCCCAUUCGUUUUUGUCCUCAUAUGCAUGUAAAUCAGUUUAGUAACUUUUUAUUUAAUGAAUGUUAAUAAUUAAAAAUACGGUAAAAUUGGGAUGUCAAAGUUACAUAUUAUUUUAUGUUAUUCUAAAG